Molecule: messenger RNA, 3582 nt
Organism: Lotus japonicus
Lineage: Eukaryota; Viridiplantae; Streptophyta; Magnoliopsida; Fabales; Fabaceae
Product: glycosyltransferase BC10-like
Exons: 11
Coding region: 2139-3275 (378 amino acids)
Cellular component (GO): membrane
Molecular function (GO): glycosyltransferase activity
Source: RefSeq, a predicted model, not a curated record
GCAAGUGAAAGACUAGGGUAUCAGAAUUUUUUUUAUGAAGUAGUCCCUGAAUUUUUCCCUUACCUUUACAUUUGCCCUUUUUUUGUUUUUUUUUGGGCCCAAAUUAUGAUCUGGGCCAAAGAAUUUUUUUUUUUUUUUUUGCCAGAGCCUGGGCACAGGCCCAGGAUGGCCAGGCGGUACAUCCGCCUCUGGAUAAAAGGAUGACGUAAAUGGGUUUAUUAUUAUUUCUAACAUGUAUGUUGCUCUCACGAACCCAACAAAGUUGCAUCUCACGGUGAUUGAAACUUGGAAGCUGGUUGCGCCCCACAAUGGAUGGAAGUUGGUUGCAUGACGUGAACAAUAUGAGAGUACGAGGAGCACUUUGCGAUUUAGAUAGUAGAUGAAUUUUAGGUAUUUCUGAUAGAUUUUGUGAGGGAGAUUAUUUCCUUUGAGAGUUGUGAGUUGUUCGCUGGGAAUUUGAUCUCCAAACAUAUGAGAUUUGGUAUAUCAUGAGGUUGUUUGUGCGUCAGAUUAUAGGGAAGUCGUUGAUGUUCUCACUAAUGACAUAGACAUGCAUGGAUAAUGAUUAACGGAGAAGAUAGUCACAAUUCAAGUUUUUUCAGUCCACUCCGAAUCUUCUUUUGUGCUAGAGCGCUGUAGUUGUUUCUAGAGAAUUCGGCAACCUUCGCGUGAUCGCUCGCAGAUUAAUAUUUCCAUCCUGGCAUUGCAUUUGCUUGUGAAGCAGCGAGUGUGGUGAUCGAGAAGAAGAAGAAGGAAGAUGUCAGCGUACGACGGCGUUGUGGUUGGGAAAUUGAAGCUCAAGGGAAAACCAUUGGAUGUCAAAUCCACUAUCACUGGUGGGAUCACAAAGCACAACAAAAAGUAGAAGAAGAAGAAGAAGAAGAUGGACGAUUACAACUCUUACCAGCAUCACCAUGAAGAUGAGGCUGAUAAGUAUGAGGACAAAGGAAAUGAUAUAUCAAAUGAUGAUCAUCUAACUUCCGCUGAGAGGCGAUUUCUGCAGCAGACAGAGAAACUUGAGCUUCAAAGGCUAGCAAAGAUGGCAAGAAGCUCCCAUCGAGAUAGGAUUCAGCACUUCAAUCAGUAUUUGGCCAAUCUUAGUGAGCAUUAUGAUAUUCCAAAAGUGGGGCCUGGCUAACCCAAUUACUUCUGUUUCAUGUAUUGUAGUACUGUUAAAUUCACAUAACUUUAAUGAUCAAUUGACAUGGAUUUGUUUUAGGGAAAAUAGCAUCUAGCUUUCUUAAAUCUUCAUUUACUCACAAGAAAUUAUCAUGACUUAUCCAAACUUAAUACUCUUAAAUUUUUUCAAUCAAUCUUGGGCUUUUGUUUAACUCAACAACUGGUCAAUGUUUCCUACUCUCUCAAUCUGUUUAAUAAUGAUGGAAAAUUUGUUUAAAUAUUAAAAACAGAGGAGAAUUUUAAAAUAAGCUAAUUGAAAAUAUUUUUCUUAUGUACAAAGUAGUGCCUAGUAUAGAUCACAAUUUUUUUACUUGUAGAUCUCCCCCAGACUUUUUUUGCAUAUGGGACUCUUGAGUGGGGAUUUUUUUUUUCUGUGCUAAAGUUCUCUUGAUUUAAAGCUAAAAUCAAAUAUGAGUAGAAACUUACGUUUCGGAUCUCUAAAAUCGAAAACAAUUCUGGCUAGAGAGAAAAAUCAGGUGUACAUGGAGUGUCAUUGUGAUUAGGAUGUUUAUAAGUCGGGAGAAAAUAAACUCAAACAAAAAUAGCAGAAGAAUCAAGAAAUUGUUCACUACAUGUGAGAGGAAUAUAUUUUAUGUGACAUGAUUCAUGAUUGUAUUAAUUUCAUACCAUCAUGCUGGUCCUAGAAUAUUAUUAUUUGGCCAUUUUAUAAACGAGAAAUAUAAAUAAUCAAUUCACUAAUGACAGUUGCAUCAUCACUGUGAGAGAGAUCAGGAGAAUACCUUGGGCGUUUGAGUGAGGUGGCAAGAACUCCUGAAUUUGCUGAAUUCUCUUCAAUUCUGUUAGCAACCCUGAUACUGACAGAGAAACCUAUCAGUUUUCACUCUCCAAUGAAUCUCCACACGCACACACACACUGCAUUUUGUUUUUUCAUUUUAUGAAUCACAAUGUUCAUACAAAAAUGUCUGAUAAAGGUGCUUAGAUAAGAAGAAAUCGAUCUUAUGAUAAUGGUAGGGUCAAGAAAGAAAUCACAGAGGAGGCCAACUUGGAUCAUUGUAUUCGUUUCUGUGGUAUGCCUUAUCAUGACUUUUGCCUACAUUUAUCCACAAACGAGCCCUGCAACAUGCUACUUCUCUUCCUCUAGAGAUUGUCAUACAUAUGAUCCGCACCCCGCUGGCUACUUUUCGCGGAAACUAACUGACGAAGAGGUUGAAUCUCGGGUUGUUACCAACGAGUUGCUCAAAUUUCUUCCUGUCAAAACCAAGAACCGCAAAGUUGCCUUCAUGUUCUUGACUCCGGGUUCACUUCCCUUCGAGAAGCUCUGGCACGUGUUCUUCCAAGGGCAUGAGGGCAGAUUCUCAAUUUAUGUACAUGCAUCUAAGGAAAAACCAGUACAUGCCAGCCAAUAUUUUGUUGGUCGAGAAAUUCACAGUGAACCGGUGAGUUGGGGGAGUUUUUCUAUGGUUGAGGCAGAAAAGAGACUUUUGGCACAUGCACUUAUAGACCCUGAUAAUGAACAUUUUGUCUUGCUGUCUGAAAGUUGUAUACCUGUGCGCCCCUUUGAAUUCGUGUACAACUACUUAUUGUUUACAAAUGUCAGCUUCAUUGAUUGCUAUGUGGAUCCUGGACCUCAUGGAAAUGGAAGGUAUAUAGAGCAUAUGUUGCCUGAAGUAGAAAAGAAGGAUUUCAGAAAGGGUUCACAGUGGUUCUCAAUGAAGCGUCAACAUGCUAUUGUAGUUAUGGCAGACAGUCUCUAUUUUACAAAAUUCAAGCAUCAUUGCAGGCCUAAUAUGGAGGGAGGACGCAACUGCUAUGCUGAUGAGCAUUACUUGCCAACCUUUUUUAAUAUGAUUGACCCAGAAGGGAUUUCAAGUUGGUCAGUAACAUAUGUUGAUUGGUCUGAAGGAAAAUGGCAUCCUAGAUCAUUCAGUGCUCAGGAGAUUAGUGAUAAACUCCUGAAAACCUUAAGAUCCAAAGAUGAAGUUCCACAUAUUACAAGCGAGGCACAGAGAUCAGUGAUAAUUACCCCUUGCAUGUGGAAUGGGUCAAAACAACCAUGUUAUUUAUUUGCCAGGAAGUUUUACCCAGAAACCUUGGAUAAAUUGAUGCACCUUUUCUCUAAUUCUUCUGUAUUCUAAAGUGUUGCCAAUUCAUUAUCAUUCUUUGGUAAUCAAAAGCAUAUAAUCUCCUGCUUCACCUUGAAGAUAACAUUUGGUUGUGAAAAGAUCAACAAUCCAGAGGCAAAUGGAUAAAAUUAUAUAGGAAGGCAAAGAAGUUGAUUCAUAUUUGAAGAGUAUUCUUGUCAUGGGCUUUGAUAAGAAUGCUAAGCUUAUAACAUGGAUGGAAAGAUCAUUUGCAGUUCCUAUUUUACUUUGUUAUACAAUUUUUUAAACAUCAUAGAAUUUCCUGUUAGAUGAAAAUUUAUGGUGUACUUGAUUUUACUCA